Molecule: messenger RNA, 1119 nt
Organism: Rotaria sp. Silwood1
Lineage: Eukaryota; Metazoa; Rotifera; Eurotatoria; Philodinida; Philodinidae
Source: the annotation of a GenBank genome assembly
AUGGACGUGUUUCUCUCUCAACCAACAUCACAUGGUCAUGCUCCACAACCUGAUCGUGUUCCAGCUAUCCAAUUAAAGAAUGAAAUUAAAGCUUGUGCUGCGACAACAGAUGAAUCAUCGAGCUCAAUUCUUCAUUCGGCCUUACGAACAUAUCCUCUAAGUGCCGCUGGUCAACUUCCAAGAAGUGACGCACUUACACUCACAGUUCGACGACAACGUACUGCUGAAACACUCGAUGCCAAUGGUCGUUUACCAGAAAAAUUAAGAAAGACAUAUCGUGAUGAAGAUUUUAUCUUGCACGACGACGAACAUUUAAUUAUCUUUACAACAAAAAACAAUUUAUCUAUUCUGAAGCAAAACAAAAAUUGGUUCGCUGAUGGAGCAUUAAAAGUGUGUCCGGAUAAUUAUUAUCAACUGUUUGCAUUACAUGCAAUGAUGACGAAUGCAAUUAUUCCUCUCGUCUAUGGAUUGUUAAUUGGUAAAAGCAGCGAUGAUUACAAUCAAUUCUUCGAAAAAUUAUUUGAACAAGACAAUUUUCAACCUGAAUCAAUUAUGACUGAUUUCGAAACUGGUACAAUCAAAUCAGUCAAAGAGAUGUUACCAAAUGUUUUACACAAAGGAUGUCUCUUUCAUUUUUCACAAGCAGUAUGGCGACAUGUUCAAAACAAAGGAUUGGCAACCAACUAUAGAGAAGAUGAGUCUUUUUGUUUAAAUAUAAAAAAAUUAAUUGCUCUUGCUUUUGUUCCAGUAGAUGAAGUUACAACUGCGUUUGACUUAAUUGCCGAUCAAUUCGACGAUGACACCGACGAUUUACUCGAUUAUUUCGAAAAAACUUGGAUUGGUGAACCAAAACGAAGAGGAACUGGUCGGAAGAAACCUCAAUUUGAUCACAAAUUAUGGAAUAUUCACAAUCGUGUAAUCGCUGGUGUACCUCGAUCCAAUAAUUCAGUGGAAGGCUGGCACAAUGCAUUUGCCAAUCGCGCCUCAAUCAAUCAUCCAAACAUCGUGAAACUGGCAGACAAAAUUCGUCGUGAACAAUCAAAAUUCGAAGUGGACAUCGCAAAAAUUCUCCAAGGCCACGAUAUCAAAAGACGAAGAAAGCAUGUUAUCGAAGAUUGA